AAAAUUUUGAAGAGCAACUUAAGAACAUGCUUUAGAUGACUGUGUUUUUUCCGACGUGAUAGGUUUAAAAAUUGUAUUUUUUGGAAUUACAGUCUACAAAAUGAAUAUUACAUCUGCAGCGGGAAUAAUUUCCCUUUUGGAUGAACCUCGAUCCGAAUUAAAAGUGUUUGCAUUGAAGAAAUUGGAUUCUAUAGUGGGUGAAUUUUGGCCAGAAAUUUCUGAAGCUAUUGAGAAGAUAGAAAUUUUGCACGAAGAUAAAGUGUUUCAACAACAUCAGCUAGCAGCAUUAGUAGCAAGUAAAGUAUAUUAUCAUUUAGGUGCAUUUGAAGACUCUCUUACAUAUGCUCUUGGAGCUGGUGAUUUGUUUGAUGUCAAUGCUCGUAGUGAAUAUGUAGAAACAACUCUAGCGAAAUGUAUCGACUAUUAUACUCAACAACGUAUUGCAUUAGCUGAAGGCUAUAAAGAUGCGAAACCAAUAGAUGAUAGGCUUGAAGCUAUUGUUAAUCGAAUGUUUCAGCGUUGCCUUGAUGAUGGUCAGUAUCGGCAAGCUUUAGGACUUGCUUUGGAAACCAGAAGAAUGGAUAUCUUCGAAGCAUCUAUUACACAGGCAGAUGAUAUAAGCAGCAUGUUAACUUAUGCUUUUCAGGUGGCUAUGAGUCUAAUUCAAAAUCGUGCAUUUAGAAAUACUGUACUAAGAUCACUUGUUGGCCUUUACAGAGGAUUAGCCACACCUGAUUAUGUGAAUAUGUGCCAAUGUCUUAUUUUCUUGGAUGAUCCUCUUUCUGUAGCUGAAAUUUUAGAUAAGUUGGUAACUGGCAAGGAAGAUAGUGAACUUAUGGCAUACCAAAUUGCUUUUGAUUUAUAUGAAUCAGCAACUCAACAGUUCUUGGAAAGAAUACUAGUAGCAUUAAGGGCCACUGCUCCACUGCCGUCAUUGCUGGAAGAGAAAGUAAAACCAAAAGUUGGUGAAAUUGAUGCUACUAUAUCUAGUGAAGCUGGAGAAGCAGCUUCAACAAAUGUUGAAGUAAAAGAAAAAAAAUCUAUAGAAAGUCUAUCUGAUCAAGACAAGGAGCAUCAAAAGAGAAUUGAAAAACUUCAUACUAUUCUUGCAGGAGAAGUUUCUAUUGAACUCCAUUUACAAUUUCUGAUUAGAUCAAAUCAUGCUGACUUACUUAUUCUGAAACAAACUAAAGAGACAGUUAGAGUUAGUAUUUGUCAUACAGCAACAGUUAUCGCUAAUGCAUUUAUGCACAGUGGUACCACUAGUGAUCAAUUUUUAAGAGAUAAUUUAGAAUGGUUAGCUAGAGCAACGAAUUGGGCUAAGUUGACUGCUACAGCUUCUCUAGGUGUUAUACACAGAGGUCAUGAACAAGAAGCCCUCACACUUAUGCAAAGUUAUCUUCCCAAAGAAGUUGGACCUAGUUCUGGUUACUCUGAAGGAGGGGGUCUUUAUGCUCUUGGACUAAUUCAUGCUAAUCAUGGUGCAAACAUAAUUGAUUACCUGCUGGGGCAGCUUAAAGAUGCUCAAAAUGAAAUGGUUAGGCAUGGUGGAUGUCUUGGACUUGGUUUAGCUGCCAUGGGUACUAACAGACAAGAUGUCUAUGAACAAUUGAAGUUCAAUUUAUACCAAGAUGAUGCCAACACCGGAGAAGCAGCUGGUAUUGCUAUGGGCAUGGUCAUGUUGGGUUCUAGUAAUCCAACCACUAUAAUGGAUAUGGUAGCAUAUGCUCAAGAAAGUCAACAUGAAAAGAUUCUUCGGGGGUUAGCUGUAGGAAUUAGUUUUACAAUGUAUGGUCGUUUAGAAGAAGCAGAUAUGUUGAUUCAGCAGCUAACUUCUGAUAAAGACCCAAUAUUAAGAAGAUCUGGUAUGUACACAUUAGCUAUGGCAUAUUGUGGUACUGGACAUAAUCAAGCAAUAAGAAGAUUACUUCACGUUGCUGUAUCAGAUGUAAAUGAUGAUGUAAGAAGAGCUGCAGUAACAGCUUUGGGCUUCCUAUUAUUCAGAACUCCAGAACAGUGCCCAAGUGUAGUAUCUCUAUUAGCUGAAAGUUAUAAUCCUCAUGUACGUUAUGGUGCCGCUAUGGCUCUUGGUAUUGCGUGUGCUGGAACUGGUUUGCGUGAAGCAAUUGCACUUCUCGAACCAAUGGUUAUGUUUGAUCCUGUGAACUUUGUCAGGCAAGGUGCAUUGAUUGCUUCUGCUAUGAUUUUAAUACAGCAAACUGAACAAACUUGUCCCAAAGUAACAUUUUUCAGACAAACUUAUGCUCAAGUUAUUUCUAACAAACAUGAAGAUGUUAUGGCUAAAUUUGGAGCUAUAUUAGCUCAAGGUAUAAUUGAUGCUGGAGGCAGAAAUGUAACUUUGUCUCUACAGUCGAGAACUGGCCAUACAAAUAUGCUGGCAGUAGUAGGCACACUUGUAUUUACCCAGUAUUGGUACUGGUUCCCACUUUCACAUUGCUUGGCAUUGGCAUUUACACCAACAUGUGUUAUUGCUCUAAACACACAACUAAAGAUGCCUAAAUUAGAUUUCAAGUCCAACGCAAAACCUAGUUUUUAUGCUUAUCCUGCUCCUAUGGAAGAAAAGAAGCGUGAAGAAAGAGAAAAGGUAACAACUGCAGUUCUCAGCAUAGCAGCUAGGCAACGUAGGAGAGAUCAUGAACGAAAACAUCGUGAUGAAAAAAUGGAAGUUGAUGAAGAAAAGGAUGAUAAAAAGCCAACAGAAAAAGAUGAUAAAGAGAAAAAGUCUGAAGAGAAAAAAGACGAGAAAAAAGAAGAUGACAAAGAAAAAAAAGUUGAUGAUAAAGAAAAGAAAGCUGAUGAUAAAAAAGCGGGUACAUCCCCAGAAGAUAAAAAAGAGGAGAAAAAGAAGGAACCAGAACCAGCUUUUGAAAUAUUACAAAAUCCAGCAAGAGUAAUGAGGCAGCAGUUGAAAGUUAUCUCACUUAAUGAUAGUAGUCAACAUGUUGCUAUGAAGGAUGUUUCUAUUGGAGGUAUUAUUAUGGUUAGAAAUUUGAAAUCCGGAGAAGAAGAAUUAGUUGAACCUGUAGCAGCGUUUGGUCCUAAAGGCGAAGACGAAAAAGAACCAGAACCUCCAGAACCUUUUGAAUGGACUGAGGAUUAGGCAUAAUUCUUCAUUCAGUCUAUUAUUGUAUUCUACUAAUAAUCAUUAAAAUUAGAUUUUUGUUAACACUUGAAAUUAAAUUAUUAGAAUUUCAUUUAUAAUAA
Diorhabda carinulata is the source of this 3225-nucleotide messenger RNA. It is a transcript of the gene Rpn2, whose product is annotated as 26S proteasome non-ATPase regulatory subunit 1. Gene Ontology annotation, biological process: regulation of protein catabolic process; proteasome-mediated ubiquitin-dependent protein catabolic process. Gene Ontology annotation, cellular component: proteasome storage granule; nucleus; proteasome regulatory particle, base subcomplex. The record is from RefSeq and is a predicted model, not a curated record. NCBI's taxonomy places the organism in Eukaryota, Metazoa, Arthropoda, Insecta, Coleoptera, Chrysomelidae. The transcript has 3 exons. Gene Ontology annotation, molecular function: enzyme regulator activity. The coding region runs from base 101 to 3121 and encodes 1006 amino acids.